AUGAGGAAAACGACAGAACUUUCUGCGGGACUUGAUGUAGUAUUUCAUGAAUAAUAAUUAACAUUAUAAUCAUAAGUAAUGAAGGUUUCAUUAAAUAAUUGUGAACACUAUUGGCAAAUGGCAUCGUGAUACGGCCGAAAUUGAAAAUUGCCGACCAUUUGUCGAAUAUUCCGAUAAAGACGUAGUAUUCUAUCAUUUGAAAAAAAUAAGCCUCAACAAACAUUUUGGUAGUACAUUACAAUAAUAUACAUAUUACAACAAAUACUAGAACGAUUUCAAUCUACUAAGUUCAUUAAUGAGUGCAAUUUUUCAGUAAUCGCAAAUUUUUUCUUUUAAAGAAAUAAGUAUCUUCUUAUGUUCUUAUUAUGUUCUGUUUAAACAGUAUUUUAUCGAGUAUGUUUGAGACCACAUCGAAAAAGAAUCCAUCAUAUUUUAUAAUGUUAAUUAACAUAUUGCAAUUAAAAUACGUAAUAAUAUUUAUACUUUAUAUUUAUAUUUAUAUUUUAAUAUAAGUUACAAUGUAUAAGUAAUAUGGUAUAAUAGAAAGUAAGUCACAAUAAAAACAAGCGCAUCAUGGUUAUUUUGUCUAUCAAAAGUACCAAAAUUAGGUGACAUUUUUCAUCGUGUUACGGAAGCAAUCAUUAAUAUUUCUUGGUACUAUCACGUAACAGUUCUUUUUUAUACAUGGUACUCCUGUGUAAAAAUCUCAGGACUCCGAGCAGUCUAUCGCAGUGAAUAUCAUAGUUUUAUUACUUAUUUUACAGUCUUGGAUAUGCUCUUAUUACACUUUGAAGCCAAUGCGAUUCAAAUAACCAAAAUGAAUUGCCGUGAUGAGAAUCACUACUACAGACAGCGCAAGUGUUUUGGGGUAUAA
Messenger RNA from Heterotrigona itama, 874 nucleotides. NCBI's taxonomy places the organism in Eukaryota, Metazoa, Arthropoda, Insecta, Hymenoptera, Apidae. The record is from the annotation of a GenBank genome assembly.